Molecule: messenger RNA, 2922 nt
Organism: Pimephales promelas (fathead minnow)
Lineage: Eukaryota; Metazoa; Chordata; Actinopteri; Cypriniformes; Leuciscidae
Gene: ankzf1
Product: ankyrin repeat and zinc finger peptidyl tRNA hydrolase 1
Biological process (GO): ERAD pathway
Molecular function (GO): protein binding
Source: RefSeq, a predicted model, not a curated record
UCUCAGCCACCGUAGAGCACUAACACGUGUGAUGUAAAAUGAUUCAUGUCAGCCGAUUCUUACUGAAAAUAUAAAGUCACACCGUAAAGGACCGAUGUUUCUGCCAUAAAGGUGAUAGUGGUGGUUUAUUCAGUCGACUGAAUCAUGGCAUUCCCGGAGCUGCGGAGUGUGUUUUCACUGUGCGCUGAUCAGACAGUGACCGCAGGUUUGAGAGAAUUGUCUGGACUGCUGAGCAACCCUGAACCUCCCCAGCCCUCUGCUGCUAAAACAUCCAGUGAAGAUGCUGGAGCAGGAAGAACUGUAUCUGUCGGAGAGGUGUCAGAAAGGAUGUUCUGCUUGGCCUGUCAGUGUCGUUUUGAGAGUCGUGAGGAGCAGAUGGAGCAUUACAAACUUGACUAUCACCGCUUCAACCUGAGACAGCGGCUUGAAGGAAGAUCUGCGGUCACAGUGGAGGAGUUUGAGAAGAAGACUGGGACAGGCGAUAUUUCAAGCAUUUCGGGUUCAGACUCAGACAGUGAGGAUGAGGAUCUCUAUGAAGAACCUGGAGAUGAAGUAGUCUCUGAGGAGAAAGACAGCGCUCUGGACACAGAUCAGUCCCCUUCUCGAUGUUCCACCAAAAUAGUCUUUCAAAACAUGCAGGGACAGUACCUCUCAUUGUAUCGCUGUGUUCUGCAAAGCAAGAGAGACAAUGAAGAAGACUUGGUUUCUUCUUUACUGAAAAUAUCAAACAACACUAUUUGGGUCAUUCUGAUGACUGGUGGUGGACACUUUGCUGGAGCAGUUUUUAAGGGGAAAGAGAUUCUGCAGCAUAAGACGUUCCAUCGGUACACAGUGAGAGCGAAGCGAGGGACUGCACAGGGACUGAGGGACUCUCAGAACCGUAGCCAUGUGCCUAAAUCUGCAGGGGCGGCCCUCAGGCGUUACAAUGAGACAGCACUGCAUAAGGAUAUUCAUGAUCUUCUGGAAAGCUGGGCUGAGUAUUUGAAGGAGACAAGUGCCAUCUUUCUGCGAGCACCAAGUUACAACAAGACCAUAUUUUUUGGAGGUCGUGGAGCACCAUUGGACAAAAAAGAUCAGAGAGUCCGCGUACUUCCUUUUGCCACACGUAGAGCAACAUUUCGUGAAGUACAGCGAGUCUUUGAUCUGCUCUCAACUCUACAUGUUUAUCAAAAAGACACAGAAAUCUCCAGUAUUCUCGGUCCAUCGAAGAGAGUGUUGAAGAAGAAAACACCUAAACCUGUUAAUCAUCCAAUCCCAAACACUAAUGAGGAAGAAGAGGGUGAAGUAGAAAGUUCAGGGAACGAAGACUCAGGAACGCUAGAGAUGGUGGAGGUGACACUGGGAACUCUGGACCUCAGAGAACAUGAGAUACAGCCUAAUAAGAAGAAAAGGAGGAAACGGAAAGAGAAAAGAGAAGAGUCAAGCAACAGAGAUGUAAGUGCAGAAAAGACAGAAGAUGAAACUGUGGAAGAAGGGGAACUGGAAGGUGAAGGCGACUCUAAAGAAACACAGAGGAAGUCAAGGAGCAGGAGGAAACCCAAAGGCAAAAAACAUCAGCAAGAAGAAGAUAAAGUGGAUGAGUCUUGGGAAUACAGUUUGAGGGACGCUCUCUACACUGCCUGUAAAACAGGGGACAUCCAAUCAUUACGCUUCCUCCUGCAACUACCAGAGGACCAGGAAGAGGACAAAGAUGGAGAGAGAAAAACUGAUGAGAAUCCUACCUCAAGGGUUUUAUGUCUUCUCAAUAAGCCCAUAGACUCAGCAGGCUUUACUUUACUUCACGUGGCAUCCGCAGCCGGACAGAAAUCGGUCAUCAACCUGUUAAUGGAUGCAGGGAGUGAUCCAGCUAACAAGGAUAAGAAAGGACAGACUCCGUAUGUUGUUGCUCCUGACAAAGAUACCCGAAACACGUUCAGAAAAUACAUGGCCGAACACCCUCAUAAGUAUGACUACACUAAAGCACAGGUUCCUGGACCAUUGACUGAAGAAAUUGAGUCCAAGAAGGCAGAGAAGAAGAAAGCCCAAAAAGCAGCACGGAAACAGAGAGAGAAAGCGCAAAAGGAAGAGAAACUUCAGAAACAGCAAGAGGAGGAGGAAAAGAGGAGGUUCACGGCACUUAGUGACAGAGAGAAGCGAGCUCUGGCUGCAGAGAGGAGAUUGGCUGAACAUGUUGCCACAACUGGUGUAACGCUCACUACCAUCAGGAGAUGCUUUCAGUGUGGAGAGUCGUUGCUGGGGAAGAUUCCUUUUGAAUAUCUGGACUACUCUUUCUGUACACCUCGAUGUGUUCAAGCCCACCGCAAAGCCAACCUUGCUGCCCGGCCCUGACCUCUCACAUGCUACGGCACCGCUUUAGAGAAGGGGAAGGAGGUGUGCCAUGUUGUGGCCAUUUUCACGUUAUGAGAGUCAUAACUCAUAGUUGUUGUCUUUGAAAAUCACCAGACUAUGACAAAAGGAUUACCUGAAAAUGGAUUAGAGAAUGAUUAAUAAAUCAUAAAUGGGCGAAAGAUUUGAGUUAACAGUGUAAGCGUGUCUAGUUAUUGUAAUUUAAUAUUGUUUAUAUCAGAGUUCUGUGUAACUCUGAUAUUCUUUUACUUCUCGACUCAUUCAGGACACAGACCAACCACUGUGAUUAAAAAAAAAAAAAAAAUAUAUAUAUAUAUAUAUAUAUAUAUAUAUAUAUAUUGUUUUGUUUAAUAAAUGCAAAACUAUGGCGGAAUGGCAAAAUGAUAUGUUAUUAAAGUUUAUACUUCCACAUGGGUUAGCAGCUGCAGCAGUUUUAGAUUGUAAAAAUAAUUUCUUUCUUGAAUUCAGUUUUGAAACCAUUCUUUUGGAUAUAUUGUUUCCAAACCAUUGAUUUGUAAUAAAAAAAAGAAUGAUUGACACCACAGAAUGAAACAAUCACUCAAAUUAAAACAGGAA